AUGAAAACAAUACUGUUGCCCAAUCCCAGCUGCGGUGACAAGGAAAUAUCAUUUGUAGACCACCACACUGACAUGUUCCGAUAUUCUGGUUUGAUUGUGAAGGAAUACGCCUACUGUGCUGAUAACCGAAUCGACUUUGAUGGACUAAUCCGAGAUCUCCAAUCACCCAAAACACUUUCUGGGUCACCCAAGACUUCCUCUGGGCCUUCAAAUACUCCUUAUGUGUCACCCAAACUUUCUUCUGGUCCUUCAAAUGCUCCUUAUGUGUCACCCAAGACUUCUUCUGGUCCUUCAAAUGCUCCUUAUGUGUCACCCAAGACUUCUUCUGGGCCUUCAAAUGCUCCUUAUGUGUCACCCAAGACUUCCUAUGUUCCUUAUGUUUCACCCAAGGAUUCCUCUGAGCAUUCAAAUGUUCCUUAUGUGUCACCCAAGCCUUCUUCUGGGUCAUCAAAACCGUCAUUUGGGUCAUCAAAUCCUGCUUUUGGGUCAGCUAAUUUAUGUUCCGGUUCGGCAAAAUCCUCUUCUGGUGACUCAAAAUGGCUAACAGUUAGAGGACCAUACGUGACUGCAUUGGAGAAGACUUACUGUCGUGAUCACUUUACGUGUGCGGUCUCCAAUUGUGGAGUAUCCCUGGUGGACACGGCAUUCUCAGUGCAUCAAGACAAAUUGUACUGUCGGGAACACUACGCGCAGUACUACGCCCCUCGCUGUGAACAGUGUGGGGAAGGAAUUGUCGAGGUAGUGUGGGGAUUCAUGCCAGGAGUCUAUAGCUGCCCUGGGGUACUCUUUUUGGAGACGAGAGCAGAUUGGGAGUAUAUCUACGCCAAGUCGUGUGCAGACUGCCGCCUCAGGAUUGACCCGGGGGAUAGGUACAUCCAAGUGGAGGCGUUGGGCGGACAGACGUGGCACACUGAAUGUUUCCGCUGUUCUGUUUGCAGAAUGAACUUGGCGGGGGUUGCCUUUGUGUCUCGGAAUAGUCUUCCGCAAUGUUCUAAUCACUGAUUCGUAGAUGACGGUACUAACAUAUAUU
Molecule: messenger RNA, 1030 nt
Organism: Octopus sinensis (East Asian common octopus)
Lineage: Eukaryota; Metazoa; Mollusca; Cephalopoda; Octopoda; Octopodidae
Product: PDZ and LIM domain protein Zasp-like
Exons: 4
Coding region: 1-1002 (333 amino acids)
Biological process (GO): muscle structure development; actin cytoskeleton organization
Cellular component (GO): stress fiber; adherens junction; Z disc
Molecular function (GO): actin binding; muscle alpha-actinin binding
Source: RefSeq, a predicted model, not a curated record